Messenger RNA from Cercocebus atys (sooty mangabey), 2036 nucleotides. RefSeq names its product regulator of G-protein signaling 21 (gene RGS21). The transcript has 5 exons. Bases 384 to 842 code for a protein of 152 amino acids. NCBI's taxonomy places the organism in Eukaryota, Metazoa, Chordata, Mammalia, Primates, Cercopithecidae. The record is from RefSeq and is a predicted model, not a curated record.
UAGUUGGAGUUAUUGUUAAAUUUAUUAUAAAUUUGAUAGAAACACCACCAAAAUUCUUCAAAUUAAAACUAACUACAAUCUAACUAUCUUGAUUAUGGAAUGCAUUCAAUGGUGUUUAGAUAUUAAACUUAACCUCAAAAAUAAUGUGGUUAUAUGAAGAUUGUGUAGAAAAGAAAAAUAUAUGGUAGGGAGUAUGUUAAUAUAGAAAAAUUACCACCUGAAAAACAAUUCAUCUGAAAGAAGCGCAGAUUCUGUCAUCUAUCCUGUCAACAAAGAAGAAAUCAAGAGAGCAAGGACAGUGAUUUCCCCUGCGUUGCAUUUGUCUUGAAGAUCAGUCAGAAAGAGAAACUCGGCAUCAUCUGUGACAGACAGUGGAACGAAAAAUGCCAGUGAAAUGCUGUUUCUACAGGUCACAAACUACGGAAGCAAUGACAUGGUCUGAAAAUAUGGACACACUUUUAGCCAACCAAGCUGGUCUAGAUGCUUUUCGAACAUUUCUAAAAUCAGAGUUUAGUGAAGAAAAUGUUGAGUUCUGGCUUGCCUGUGAAGACUUUAAGAAAACGAAAAAUGCAGAAAAAAUUGCUUCCAAAGCCAGGAUGAUUUAUUCUGAAUUCAUUGAAGCUGAUGCACCUAAAGAGAUUAACAUUGACUUCAGCACCAGAGACCUCAUCUCAAAGAAUAUUGCUGAACCAACACUCAAAUGCUUUGAUGAGGCUCAGAAAUUAAUCUAUUGCCUCAUGGCCAAAGAUUCUUUCCCUCGAUUUCUAAAGUCAGAGAUUUAUAAAAAACUGGUAAAUAGCCAACAGGUUCCAAAUCAUAAAAAAUGGCUCCCUUUUUUGUGAGGAAGGUAAAAGUUAAUUAGUCACUGUACUUCAGGGCUACAAUAUUUUAAAUACACAAGCACAAUGCAUUGUCUUCUGUUUUGUUUAGGAUUUAGAAAACAUUUUUUACCCAUGUUUUAUAUAUCAAGCCUGAAUUUCUAACUCAUUUGUUUAGAACGUAUUUGCUUUACCAGCUACUUAAUCUCCUACAGGGGGAGUACAAAGAAAGUUUAUGGAGAUACAAUAUAGUCUUAAACCAAAACUGAACACUCUUAUUACAUUAUAAUGUAAGAAAUUGUACAUAUCUUCACGUGGCAGGAAAGACUUUUGAGCAUCAUAUACACAAUUUUAAAUACCAUUGCUUUAUUCAAAAAAACUCACUUUUGUAAAAAGAGAAUUUCUGAACCAAAAUACAAGCCUUCAUUUAACAUAUUUAACUGGUUUUUUCCUACAAUUUCUUUCCAACUAUUUCUAAUAAUUUGGUGGUUAUAGAAACUGCUAUGCCUCUCAAAUUUUUUUUUUAAAUCACAGAAAUGUAUACACAUUUAUAUGUAUGUCUUGAAUGCACCAUAGACUGAAGUUUUUUAAAAUAUAUCACUUGGCUCAAUUCAAUGGCAUCACAUAUGAAAUGUGAUGAGUUAUGUAUGAAAAAGGCCUCAAGGGUGGGGAAUACUGAUUUUCUUAUAUUAACAGAAAUGUAAAAGAAAGUGGAAGACUAAGGAGCAUGGAUAAAUCCUUAUAAGAUGAAAUAUAUAGCAAGUCAUAAAAUUUAAAAAUUUGUAACAUUAUCUACUCAAUUGUGGGGAAGUAUCUAUUCACUCCUUCAGCACUGAUACUUGUUUAUAAAACCCAAACAAUUUUUUAAAUGCGUUUAUUUUGAGAUGUUCCUAAAAAUUGUUUAAUUCUAUAUGUAAAUAUCCUGUGAUAAAUAUGAAUAAUUUCAUUUCAAUAUGAGAAGCUGUAAGGAUUCAACAGAUCUCCCAUGUUUCCAUUUUCUUUGCACAGAUUUAUUUAUCUGUAUUGGUAUUUCUACUUUUAGAUUGUUUGAACAUUAAAAAAUGGAGGAAAAAUAGCAUGGCUUAUUUUAUGUUUUCACAAACUACUCAUUUGAUACACAAAAUUUUGUCUCUCCUUCGUCAUGAAAAAUAAACAUUUAAACAUAUGCAAAUGGAAUAUUCCCUGUACAUUUGCAAAUUCUUUAAAAGAAGACAUAAA